Messenger RNA from Aureobasidium namibiae CBS 147.97, 2670 nucleotides. Its product is annotated as small nucleolar ribonucleoprotein-like protein complex subunit. Gene Ontology annotation, biological process: maturation of SSU-rRNA from tricistronic rRNA transcript (SSU-rRNA, 5.8S rRNA, LSU-rRNA). The transcript is spliced from 3 exons. The annotation marks the transcript as partial. Gene Ontology annotation, cellular component: t-UTP complex; 90S preribosome; small-subunit processome. Gene Ontology annotation, molecular function: RNA binding; protein binding. The record is from RefSeq and is a predicted model, not a curated record. NCBI's taxonomy places the organism in Eukaryota, Fungi, Ascomycota, Dothideomycetes, Dothideales, Saccotheciaceae.
AUGGAUAUCCACCGCUCUCGAUUCGUGGCCUACCCGUCAUCGGCCAUCAACGCGCUUUCAUUCUCGAGAUCAAGCGACAAGAACUACACGGAUCCUAGACCUGCGCUCAAGCUCGCCCUCGGCCGCGCAAAUGGAGACAUAGAAAUCUGGAGUGCCGACAAAGGAGACUGGGUGCAAGAGUCGGUCUUUCCCGGAGGUUCGAAGAGAAGCGUAGAUGCUUUGGCAUGGAUUCAAGAGCCCGACGAUACAGACUAUGAGGGACACACAAUUCUCGGCCAACUGCGCCUGUUCAGUAUUGGCUCGACAGCUGCCGUGACGGAAUGGGACUUGACGACAGGCAAGGAAUUGCGCUCGUCGACAGGCAACUUCAGCGAGGUCUGGUGUUUCGCCGCCCAACCGCGCUGGCGUCCCAGCAAGGCUUCGCGUGACGACGAGUUUCGUGGCCAAAACCUGGUUGCUGGCACGGGCGAUGGCACUCUCGCAAUCCUCUCGACCGAGGAGAACGAUCUCGUUUUCAAGCGAUUCCUGGCCCGUGGCGGAAACCGCAAGACUCGAUGCAUGAGCGUCACCUGGAAAGACAGAGACACAGUCGUUGCCGGCUUCACCGACAGCACUAUCCGUGUUUACGAUGUGCGCAACGGCUCUCUGUUGCGCACCCUCAGCUUGGGAGCAGGUGUCCCUGGUGCUCCUCGCGACACUCUGGUCUGGAAGGUCAGAUGCUUGCCCAACGGUGAUAUUGUGUCUGGCGACUCAAAUGGCCAGCUCAAAUUCUGGGACGGAAGAACCUACACCUUGUCGCAAAGCGUCAGUGGCCACGACUCGGAUUGUCUGGAUCUCGUUAGCAGCACUGAUGGUACCACGGUCUUCUCGGGCGGCAUGGACGGUCGCAUUGCCGUGUACAAGUUGGGCGGCAAGGAGGGUGACAAGAGAAGGUGGGCAAAGACCAGCCACCGCCGCAUGCACGAGGGUGACAUCAAGGCCAUGGCUGUUUACGACUCGAAGCACAUGAGCGUUGUACUGUCAGGAGGUCUCGAUACCACACCUUUCGUCAUCCCGCUCCGCAACUUCAACAAGGAGAACCACCGCAGACUCCCUGGUCUACCGCAGAACCCCGUCCUCGCUUCUUGUCCGCAGCAGCGUAUGCUUGUCAGCUGGGCUGAGAGUGAAAUCAGCAUCUGGCGCAUGUACAAGCAGGGCGACGAGCGCAUCCCCGUACCCGAAGACACCAGAAAACUCCUUACUCGUAUCCUCAUCGACUCGAAAGAAGCCAUCACAUCCGUCGCCAUCUCCCCCGACGCUUCUCUCCUCGCUGUUUCUACCAUCGACUCGGUGAAGCUGUUCCAACUCUCCUGCACCGAAGACGGCGAAGACCGCCUACGAGUCCGCAAAAUUUCCGCUCUCGAAUCCAUCGCCGAGAACGGUGCCCGUUUGAUCACUUUCUCGCCUGAUGGAAGAUGGCUAGCAGCAGUAACACCGCAGAGCGAAGUCUGCCUAGCAAGAGUAGAGGACAACACAGACAAGCCCACUUUCCUGGACGCAAACGUCGAAUUGGAACGUCAAUCUCGCAAGGUCACAAUCCAGACAGGCCUCAAGAAGUACGAGCGCACAAUCAACAGACUGGCCUUCUCGCCUGACAGUGCUGUUCUGGUUGCAAGUGAUCUUUCAGGCUACCUUGAUAGCUGGGUACUCGAGGGACACUACGACUCGACUGCCCCCGCCAUGGAUACUGCUGCAAAGUCUUCAUCAGGCUCGGACAAGGGCACUGAUUCUGACGACGACAGCGACAGUGAUGACGAUGACGAGACGACCAUCUUCUAUGGUCAGCACUGGGCAGACAACCCGUCAGCCAACCUGCUUCCCAAGCUUGAUUCUGCACCCCUCGUUCUUUCCUUCCAACCACUCACACCAGCCCAACAGGACGAGCCCAUCACGAACGGCAAUCCUGGUGUUCAUCCUACUCGCAACAACCCUCACCCUCAUUCUCACGCCCUUCCCAACACGAAAUCUCCUCUCUUCAUUAUCACAUCCCACCACCAAGUCUACACAUUCGACGUCUUAAGCGGACGCCUAACGGAAUGGUCACGUAGAAACCCUACGAGUGUCUUGCCCGCCGAGUUCCAGACCAUCAAGGAUCGUGCCAUGGGUGUCGUAUGGGACGCCAAUGAUGCUCGUGCUCGUGCCUGGCUGUACGGUGCCAACUGGGUCGGUAUGCUCGAUUUGUCACAAAACUACGAGCCCUCGAGUCGCAAGCGUCGCGAGAGUAACAAAUGGGGCAAGCUCGCCGAACAGCGCAAGAAGGCAAAGGGUAUGGGCGGUGCUGGUGACAAAGCCGCAAGUGGGGAGACAAAGGGUGUCGUUGACGAGAUCCGCCGUAUUGAGGACGGCAAAGUCAUCGAGCUCACCAACGGCACCUCUCACGAGCAAGAUUUGGAUGACGAAGAAGCAUUGGACGAUGCAGUGGGUCCUCUGCGUCGCGGCAAUGAUGACGCAGAAGUAGACACGAAUGGGGGCGCAGAUGGUGCCUUGGCUGUCACCUCAGCAGGCCGAAGGAAAUGGUGGUGUACAUACAGAUACAGACCUAUAUUGGGUAUGGUGGCUAUGGGCGAAAAGACAUCAGAUGCGGAUGAAGAACAGCCUGAAGCCGUAUUGGUGGAGCGUCCGCUAUGGGAU